AUGUCUGUUCCUCCCUCCUGGACCCGGCAUCCAUGUCCUGUCCUGCUGCUGACCCUCCUACUGGGACUCGCAGAGCUGGCAGCUGAACCAGAGCUGCAGGUGAUUCAGCCUGAGACGUCAGUGUCUGUCGCUGCUGGAGAGUCGGCCACUCUGCACUGCACUGUGACCACCCUGCACCCCGUGGGGCCCAUUGAGUGGUUUAAGGGGUCAGGACCAGACCGGGAGACAAUCUACAAGUUCAAAGAAAGCCACUUCCCCCGAGUCACAAAUGUCUCAGAUACCACACAGAGGGACAACAGGGACUUUUCCAUCCGCAUCAGGAACGUCACCCCAGCAGAUGCCGGCACCUACUACUGUGUGAAGUUCCUAAAAUCCAGCAAUGAAGACAAGGAGUUUCAGUCUGGACGAGGCACCGAGCUGUCUGUGCGAGCCAGACCUUCUCCCCCCGAGGUGUCGGGUCCUGCGACCAGGGCCACACCUGGGCAGACAGUGAGCUUCACCUGCGAGUCCCACGGCUUCUCCUCCCCCAUCAUCAUCUUGACCUGGUUCAAAAAUGGGAACGAGCUCUCCCACAUCCAGACCAGCGUGGACCCCGCAGGAGAAAGCGUGUCCUACAGGGUGUCCAGCACAGCCCAGGUGACCCUGGCCCCCGGGGACGUCCACUCUCAGGUCAUCUGUGAGGUGGCCCACAUCACCCUGCAGGGGGAACUUCCUCUUCGUGGGACUGCCAACUUGUCUGACACCAUCCGAGUUCCGCCCACUGUGGAGGUCACCCCACUGCCCACAAUGGCAGGGAAUCAGGUGAACGUCACCUGCCAGGUGAAGAAGUUCUACCCCCGGAGCCUACAGCUGACCUGGGUGGAGAAUGGAAAUGUGUCCCGGACAGAAACGGCCUCGACCCUCUCAGAGAACAAGGACGGGACCUACAACCUGACCAGCUGGCUGCUGGUGAACCCGUCUGUGCACAGGGAGGACGUGACCUUCACCUGCCGGGUGGAGCAUGAUGGGCAGCCGGCCACCACCAGAAACUGCACCCUGCAGGUCUCUGCAGGCUCCAAGGAGCAUGGCCUGGACCACGCCCCCUCUGAGCAGAUGCCAAGAAUUCCCUCACUGAAGUUAGACAGCAAGUCCACUCCUGGUGAAAGGGUGAACAACGGCACCUCCACCACAGGAACAGUGAAGUCCACACUUGCUUCAUAUCUCGUAGCCCUGUUCCUGGGCCCCAAGAUCCUACUGGCAGUCGGUGUCUCUGCCAUCUUCAUCCACAGGAAGCAGAAGUCCUGACUAUCCUUCCUCACUCCCUGCUACCUGUGACCCUCAGUCUCUGCCACCUUCUUCCUGCUCCUUGGUGCUCAGCCUGAGAGAAGGAGCCUUCAAGAAGCCUCUGUAGACUCUGCUCCAAAUGCCUCCCUCCCAGCACACCCACAGCCCACAGGCCCCUGUUGCUCCUCUGGUCAGUCCUUGAUGCCCCAUGACUGAGUCUGCACUCAUGGUCCUGAGCAGGGACCUGGGACCUGCCUCUGGGCAGCAGCUCAGAACACAUCCUAGAAUGUGAUGAACAAGCCCCUUUGAGCAGGUCAGGAUGGCUCUCCUCCACUGCCUUGGGGUGGCCAUCAAGCACCCCAUGUCCUCGCUGUCAAGGGUCAUCCUGCCUUCUUUUCCUGCCUAACCCUCCUCCCCAACCUUCUUGAAGUUCCCACAUGAAACUCAUUCUGGUCUAAUAAGAAUAAUUAUUCUCUUACUU
Molecule: messenger RNA, 1744 nt
Organism: Sciurus carolinensis (gray squirrel)
Lineage: Eukaryota; Metazoa; Chordata; Mammalia; Rodentia; Sciuridae
Product: signal-regulatory protein beta-1-like
Exons: 8
Coding region: 1-1284 (427 amino acids)
Biological process (GO): positive regulation of T cell activation; positive regulation of phagocytosis
Cellular component (GO): plasma membrane
Source: RefSeq, a predicted model, not a curated record